AUGCCUACCACCAAGAGAACUCCAGCCACUGCGCGAAUCGCUGAGACUCCUAAGGCUGGUCCCUCAUCGCAACUAUAUCAGACUCCUACGCCCCCGUCUUCUGAAACUGGAGAAAAAACAAAUGGAAAGACACACAAGCGUUCGCGAUCUGGCUGCUUUACAUGUCGCUUGCGCCGAAAGAAGUGCGAUGAAGCCCACCCUGCCUGCGGUGCCUGCAUUAAUCUAAAUGUCAAGUGUGAAUAUAAGCGUCCAAUGUGGUGGGGAAAUGCAGAGUCAAGGAGAGUCCAGAAGGAGCGCAUUAAGAACAGAAUCAAGCAGACCAAGACAAUUGAGCGCGGUGGACAGCGUGCCGAUCAACUUCGCAUGCGCCAUGAAUCGAUGUCUUCACCAUCCGAUUCUCUUGAUUACGACUUCGGUCGACCUGUCUUUGCCGAACCAAACGAUAUGUUCUCUUCGCAUAUUCCUACCCCAGGCUUGGGUACUGGUCCCUAUGGUCCUUAUGCUCCUCCAUAUGAGAUUGAUGUUAAAACUGAGCGCCAACUUUUUAUCAAUGAUGUCCCUACGCGUGUCGACUCCUCGACUUCGACUUUUAGUGCUUUUAUUCCUCCUCAGUUGAGUGCACCAUUGCCGACAUUUGGAGGUGAAGAAUGGUUUGGAGAUGAGUUUCUACCACCAAAUAGUCACAACAACUCAUUCAGCUCGGGAACAGUGGGAUCAGCUCAAUCAUCGAGUUUUGAUCGAUCUUCCACAUGGAACAUUCCAGUUAGCGACCAGGACCGUCCUCUUCUGGAUCACUUCAUCCAUAAUGUACUGCGCCAAAUCUUUCCUGUUCUGGAAGCCCAUCAGCGAGGUUACAUUCGGGCUCAGGCUAUUCUGCGUACCCUGGAGACUAAUAAGACUUACCUGCACUGCUGCUUGAGUGUUGCUGCUAUCCAUCUCAAGACUACUGAAGGAUUAGUUGGAGAUCAAAUCGACCAUGACAUCAUGCGCCACCGUUUCGAAGCCAUCUCUCAGCUGUGCAAAGCAUUGGGAGACGAUGCCAAUCACCAGGAGAUUCUCGAUGCUACUCUUGCAAUGAUUUUCUUCCAUUGCUCCGUCGGUCCAUCAGAUGACUAUCUUCCAGAUAUCCCAUGGUUCGACCACUUCCAAGCUGCUUCCAACCUAGUCAACAGACUUGAGCUUCCAUCUAAGCCAAUGGAAUCGGUAAAUGGAUUCAUGGUUCCUUCUUACAGCAUGUCUUUGACUUCCUGGAUCGAUAUCCUCGGAUCGACAAUGAGAGGCAAGACCCCUCAGUUCUCCCACACAUACCGAUCAAAGCAUCUGAGUGGAACCUCAUCUGGUCUGAAGGAGCUCAUGGGUUGCGAUGACAGAAUCAUGUACCUAAUUUCCGAGAUCGCCUGCCUUGAUGCCCUGAAGACCGAAGGCCGUCUCGAUGACAUGGCAACUUGCUCGCAUAUUCAGGCUCUCGCAAGUCAACUCGAGUACACUGAACCUGCCGAUUCAACAUUGGAGAACCCAUUCUCAGCAUCCACCGGUGCAAUCAUGCCCGAGGCUUUGACCAAGACAAUGACACACAUCUUCCGCGUGGCCGCCCGCAUUUAUCUGUGCAGUCUCGUUCCCGGUUUCGACCGCAAUCAACCCACCAACGAAAACCUGAUCUCAUCAGUUACCAAUGCUCUCCACUAUAUCCCUGCGGGACCACAUGGAUUCGACCGCUCUCUUGUCUGGCCAUUGCUAAUGACCGGUGUGUACGCUGCACCAGGAAGUAAAUUCAGAGAAGUGCUCGCAGACCGAGCCGCAGCAUUGAAUGACUACGCCGACCUCGGAAGCUUCGGUCGCAUGUACCGCCUUCUGCAGGAAGUCUGGCGACUCAGUGACGAUCCUGAUAACCACACAAGCUUUUAUAAUGAAGAAUUCAACUCCUCACUCACAAGCCCGAUCUCGAAGCUAUCUGAUUCCUCCAAGACCGGCGCUGGCGCCAUUCUUGGCGGGAGGGAAAUCAAGCGACAACAGGUUCACUGGAGAGAUGUGAUGCGGCGAAACAGUUGGCACUAUCUGAUCAUGUAG
Penicillium malachiteum is the source of this 2067-nucleotide messenger RNA. Its product is annotated as Zn(II)2Cys6 transcription factor. Gene Ontology annotation, biological process: positive regulation of transcription by RNA polymerase II. Bases 1 to 2067 code for a protein of 688 amino acids. The record is from RefSeq and is a predicted model, not a curated record. Lineage: Eukaryota; Fungi; Ascomycota; Eurotiomycetes; Eurotiales; Aspergillaceae. The transcript has 2 exons. Gene Ontology annotation, cellular component: nucleus. Gene Ontology annotation, molecular function: transcription cis-regulatory region binding; DNA-binding transcription factor activity, RNA polymerase II-specific; zinc ion binding.